Medicago truncatula (barrel medic) is the source of this 950-nucleotide messenger RNA. Its product is annotated as membrane-anchored ubiquitin-fold protein 3. Gene Ontology annotation, molecular function: protein binding. The transcript has 3 exons. Bases 462 to 803 code for a protein of 113 amino acids. The record is from RefSeq and is a predicted model, not a curated record. Lineage: Eukaryota; Viridiplantae; Streptophyta; Magnoliopsida; Fabales; Fabaceae.
UGCAUAUAGCCAAGGUUUGAAUAGUAGAUUCAUACAAAAUGUCAUUUAUUUUCAAUUUUUGUUUUUGUUUAUAAAGGAGGUUAAAUAAUUAAGCAACAAAAUGGGGCACAUUGAUUUCGCUUCAUGAUGUAUAUUUUGAAAGGAAAUGUUCCAGUCUGGAAGCUGGAAUAGAGAAUAAAUGAAUCACAUCAAUCAAUGAGAGGAAGUUCUUUCUUGAUUGUGCCAUUCAAGUAUAACAUCAUCGUGCAGGUGAUUAAAUCCAAUAAGGUAAUAUUGGAUUAUACUAUAUCUCUUUUUCAUUAUUAUCAUUUAUUACUAUCAACCAUUAUUCUAGGAAACUACGUAUCUUUGAUUUUGCGCGUAUAUGUGAUUGAACUGUAAAAUUAUAUAAUCAUUUUCCAACAAGGAUUAUUAGGGUUUGAGUAGGGGAGAGAAAAAAAAAAAAACAAAGUGAGUUAAAAAUGGCUGAAGAGGAUUCGGUUGAAAUCAGGUUUAGGUUAAACAAUGGUUCUGAUAUUGGACCGUUUAAGUAUUCUUCUGCUGCCACUGUUGAUAUGCUUAAGCAAAGGAUUAUCUCUCAUUGGCCUCAAGGCAAAAGGUUCCCACCAUUGCCAAAGUCAGCAAAUGAAGUGAAAUUGAUCAGUUCUGGUAAAAUAUUGGAAAACAACGUGACUGUUGGUCAGUGUAAAAUACCAUUUGGUGAUAUUGAGGAGGAAGUUAUAACGAUGCAUGUCCAUCACCUUUCACCUCUACCAAAAUCUAAGGCUGGGAACAAGCUUGGCUGUUCUUGUUCGAUAAUGUGAAGACGAUCGAGUUCGAGAUGCUUUCAUCAAACAUGGAAGCACUUGUAGCUUCGAAGAUGUUUUGCAUUUUUAUGCUUUCUAACCAUUGAUUGCUUUCAUAUUCAUAUGCAUUUGAUAGUUCUUAGUACUACCGUUGUCAUUUAAUUA